AUGGACAGUUGUUCAUUGCAAUGUUUCAAGACCCAUAAGAGCCGUUGCACGCAUCCAACCCGCGAGACUACUGCAGAUCCAACAUCGCCUCCAAAACCAAGCGCAGCUGAGGCUGAGGCUGGCCCAUUCGGCGACCGUCUGAUCCAGGACCCAAGGCUGCAAAACAUAUUCGACCAGUAUCCGAAUUUGCGCAUCAAGCUCAAGUACAUCUUUGACACCGCCACCGCGACCGAUCAUGUCGGCGACCAGUCGAACUCUAAUGCUCGAUCACAGAGGUACCAGACUUCUCCCCAGAAGCGCAUCGCACAUGCCAUGAGAAUUCUGGCCGGUCAACUAAGUUCCGAAAGCGCAGAGGCCUCCGGUCUGAAGGCAUUUGCAGAAUUGGUGGCUGAUUUGAACUCGGACAGGCCUGGGGGAAACCCAGAGCACGCCGAUUCUUAG
Cladophialophora yegresii CBS 114405 is the source of this 441-nucleotide messenger RNA. RefSeq lists its product as uncharacterized. The coding region runs from base 1 to 441 and encodes 146 amino acids. The record is from RefSeq and is a predicted model, not a curated record. The transcript has a single exon. Lineage: Eukaryota; Fungi; Ascomycota; Eurotiomycetes; Chaetothyriales; Herpotrichiellaceae.